AACGUCUCGAAAUGCCAAACCCCAACAACUCGCCCGCCAUAAAUACUCGCACGGAUCGAUAUUUUCCGGCGAAUCUCGACCGUCGAAAAUCGCCAUGGCUUCUUCUUCCCAUGGCCCUCCGGAGAUUGCGAUGGAGCUCCACGCUCUCAAUCGCGCGAAGCUCGUGCAUUCCUUCCGCCAAUAUCUCAAAGCUUCGUCACUUCCCCUCUUCGGUUUCAUCCUGUUGCAGGGCGGCGGGGAGCAGUCGCGGUACUGUUCCGAUCAUGUACCUCUCUUCAGGCAGGAGAGCUAUUUUGCAUAUCUAUUUGGAGUAAGGGAGCCUGGCUUCUAUGGAGCAAUUGAUGUAUCCAUUGGGAAAUCUGUUCUUUUUGCACCAAGGUUAACUGAAGAUUAUGCCAUUUGGUCUGGCAAGAUAAAACCAUUAUCCUCUUUCAAGGAAAGGUAUAUGGUGAGCUUGGUAUGCUACAGUGAUGAGAUUACUGAAGUGUUGAAAAGUCAUUACCGAGGCCCUGGAAAACCUUUGCUAUAUCUCUUACAUGGGCUCAACACUGACAGCAAUAAGUUCUCCACGCCAGCCAAAUUCGAGGGUAUUGAGGCAUUUCAGACAGAUAUGACCUCUCUACAUCCUAUCUUAUCUGAGAUUCGUGUUUUAAAAUCCGAACUGGAAAUCAGCCUCAUUAAAUAUGCCAAUGACAUAAGUUCAGCGGCACACAUAGAGGUUAUGCAAAAGUCAAAAGUUGGAAUGAAAGAAUAUCAACUGGAGAUGAUAUUUCUCCAUCAUAUAUACAUGCAUGGCGGUUGCAGACAUUGUUCCUAUACGUGUAUAUGUGCCACCGGGGAAAAUAGUGCCUUCAUUCACUAUGGCCAUGCUGCUGCUCCCAAUGAUCGGACACUGGAGGAUGGUGAUAUUGCAUUGAUGGAUAUGGGGGCAGAAUACCAUUUUUAUGCCUCUGAUGUUGCAUGUUCAUUCCCUGUAAAUGGAAAAUUCACUGAUGAUCAACGUCUUGUGUACAAUGCUGUUCUGAAAGCACAUAAUGCGGUUCUCUCUACAAUGAAACCAGGAGUGAACUGGAUAGACAUGCACAAGUUAGCUGAGAAAAACAUUUUGGAGUCCCUGGUUGCAGGAGGAAUUCUUGUUGGUGAGGUUGACAGUAUGAUGGAAGAAAGAUUGGGAGCUGUCUUCAUGCCUCAUGGCAUUGGACAUUUUCUUGGGCUUGAUGCACAUGACCCUGGCGGCUAUCCUAAGGGGACGGAGAGGCCAACUGAACCUGGACUAAAGGCUUUGCGAACAACCAGAGAACUCAAAGAAUGCAUGGUAAUAACGGUUCAGCCAGGGUGUUAUUUUAAUGAUGUUCUCCUAAUGCCCGCAAUGGAAAACCCAAACACAUCCAAAUUCUUCAACCAAGAAGCCAUCGAAAGGUUUAGAAAAUUUGGCGGUGUCCGCAUUGAGAGUGUUGUGCACGUGACUUCAAACGGAUGUGAGAACCUAACGGAUUUGCCUCGUGAGACAUGGGAGAUUGAAGCUGUCAUGGCGGGAGCAUCUUGGCCUUUGGACAGCGAAACUAUCCAGAAAUACAAAAGCACAUCAUCAUCAUCAUCAUCUGUGGCACCUGAAGCUCCAGCCACUGAAGUGUCCACCUGAAUUGUUUGCAGAGAAUUUUAAAGGUAGAUUCUUUUAUUAUUUUUUCUUGAAAAAAAAAACCUGUAGGACAACUGAUGCUAUUUGGACUGGGAGAAAUAACCGAUGCUUCCAAUGCAAAAGUAUUUGGGCGGCCGGAAUCUUCAACAGGGUUCUCCUUCUUAGGGAUUGUGCCCCCUAGUUCUGUCAUAAUCUAGGGUGGCUUGUUGAGUCUUCCAUCCAUGGGCUGGUGUUGUGAUAUUUCUACUUUUUGUGGUUUUUAGUUUGCCAGUUUCAGGUUGUGUAGCAUCCCUUUUUCUGUUGUCUCUCUUUUCCCUCUUUCCCUCUUUUUUGGCCCUGUGCCUAAUAAAUUUCACCUUUCAAAAAAAAGAAAGAAAGUAAGAAAGAACUGUAGAACAUUCCAUAUUUGCUAUAUUGUUAUUUCAAGUAGAAAACUGAUAGCUUGUCCCA
Magnolia sinica is the source of this 2089-nucleotide messenger RNA. RefSeq lists its product as uncharacterized. The record is from RefSeq and is a predicted model, not a curated record. Gene Ontology annotation, molecular function: metalloaminopeptidase activity; manganese ion binding. NCBI's taxonomy places the organism in Eukaryota, Viridiplantae, Streptophyta, Magnoliopsida, Magnoliales, Magnoliaceae. The coding region runs from base 95 to 1642 and encodes 515 amino acids. The transcript is spliced from 16 exons.